Molecule: messenger RNA, 1367 nt
Organism: Pipistrellus kuhlii (Kuhl's pipistrelle)
Lineage: Eukaryota; Metazoa; Chordata; Mammalia; Chiroptera; Vespertilionidae
Gene: C2CD4C
Product: C2 calcium dependent domain containing 4C
Exons: 1
Coding region: 13-1296 (427 amino acids)
Source: RefSeq, a predicted model, not a curated record
UGCGCUGCGCCCAUGAAGAAGACCAACAUGUGGUUCCUGGAGCGGCUCCGGGGGAGCGGGGAGAACGGCGCGGCGGGGGGCGAGGCGGGCGACAAGGCCUCCAAGGGGCCCCUGUACAGCAACGUGCUCACGCCCGACAAGAUCCCCGACUUCUUCAUCCCCCCGAAGCUGCCGGCCGGCCCCGCGGAGCCCGAAGCGCCGGCGGAGCAGAGCGCGGCCCCGGCCGCCGCCGCGGACCCGCCGCCGGCCUCGGCCUCGCCCCGCCGCGCCCCGCGCAGCCCGCGGCUGCCCGCCAAGCUGGCGGCCGAGAGCCGCAGCCUGCUGAAGGCGGCCACGCGGCACGUGAUCCAGAUCGAGAGCGCCGAGGACUGGCCGGCCGAGGAGGGGGCCGCCACCAACGCCGACCCGCAGGCGCAGGGGGCCAUGUCGCUGCCCUCCGUGCCCAAGGCGCACACGUCCUACGGCUUCGCCACGCUGGCCGAGAGCCCGCACACGCGGCGCAAGGAGUCGCUGUUCCACAGCGAGCACGGGGCGCUGGCGCAGGUGGGCUCCCCCGGGGCGCGGCGGCGCGCGGGGGCCGGCCGGGCGGACGGCAGCGGCGGCGGCGGGGGCGCGCUCAUGAGCCCCAGCCGCUACUUCAGCGGCGGCGAGAGCGACACGGGCUCCUCGGCCGAGUCCUCGCCGUUCGGGUCCCCGCUGCUCUCGCGCUCCGUGUCGCUGCUCAAAGGCUUCGCGCAGGACAGCCAGGCCAAGGUGAGCCAGCUCAAGCACUCGGUGGGCCGCCACGGCUCGCUGUCGGCGGACGACAGCACCCCGGACACCAGCCCCGGAGCGCGGCGCCGCCUGACGCGCAGGGCCGCCGCCGCCGCCCCGGAGCCGGGGGGCGCCGCCGCCGGGGAGCCGGGCCCCGGGCCCCGCGCGGAGCACGCGGUGCGCAUGGGCCCGCGGGGCAGCGUGCGGCUGCUGGCCGAGUACGAGGCGGCGCAGGCGCGGCUGCGGGUGCGGCUGCUGGCCGCCGAGGGCCUGUACGACCACCUGUGCGACGCCCGGAGCAUCAACUGCUGCGUGGGCCUCUGCCUGGUGCCCGGGAAGCUGCAGAAGCAGCGCAGCACCAUCAUCAAGAACAGCCGCCACCCCGUCUUCAACGAGGACUUCUUCUUCGACGGCCUGGGCCCGGCCAGCGCCCGCAAGCUGGCGCUCAGGAUCAAGGUGGUCAACAAGGGCAGCAGCCUCAAGCGGGACACGCUGCUGGGGGAGAAGGAGCUGCCCCUGACCUCCCUGCUGCCCUUCUUGUAAAGGCCCCGGGCCAACGGCUCUCCGAGCCUCCCUCCCUCCCGCCCGCAGGUUCCCCGGGGGAGACCCACCCC